Molecule: messenger RNA, 1842 nt
Organism: Cyphellophora europaea CBS 101466
Lineage: Eukaryota; Fungi; Ascomycota; Eurotiomycetes; Chaetothyriales; Cyphellophoraceae
Exons: 3
Coding region: 1-1842 (613 amino acids)
Biological process (GO): carbohydrate metabolic process
Molecular function (GO): phosphotransferase activity, alcohol group as acceptor; kinase activity
Source: RefSeq, a predicted model, not a curated record
AUGGCUGUACCGUUCCGGACUGGGCCCAGCGGCCUCCAAGUCCCAUCCCGCAAGAACAGCGGCAUGGACCCACGAAACACCAUUAACCCUACGCAAGCCCACUACAUUGGAAUUGACGUUGGAACUGGCAGUGCCAGAGCCUGCAUCAUCAACGAAAUUGGUGACAUUGUUGGCCUGGCAUCGGAAAAUAUUGGGCUUUGGCAACCUCAAACUGGUUACUACGAACAGUCCACAACCGAUAUCUGGCGGUGCAUCUGCGACUCUGUGAAGCGUGCAGUAGCCCAGCACAACAUCGACACCAGUACCAUCAAAGGUAUUGGUUUUGAUGCCACCUGCUCGCUCGCCGUUUUCACUCACGAUACCGACGAGCCUGUGUCUGUAACUGGUCCUACCUUUACCGAGUCUGGAAACGACCACAACGUUGUGUUGUGGCUCGACCACAGACCCGUUGAGGAGACAAAGAAGAUCAACGCUACCAAACAUAAUCUUCUUCGCUACGUUGGUGGCACCAUGAGCAUAGAGAUGGAAAUACCAAAAGUGCUCUGGCUCAAGAACAACAUGCCCAAGGAAUUGUUCGAUCGCUGCAAAUUCUACGACUUGACAGAUGCUCUGGAGCAUUUGGCUACUGGCAACGAAAAGCGCAGUUUCUGCUCUGUUGUGUGCAAGCAGGGCUACGUUCCCGUCGGCGUCGACGGCUCUGUCAAGGGUUGGCAGGAAGAUUUCCUCAAAGAGAUCGGACUCGAGGACCUAGCUGAAGACAACUUCAAGCGUAUGGGCGGAGUCAAUGGAGUAAACGGCGAGUACUUGUCCGCAGGCGAGCUGGCCGGCCAUCUUUGCGAGAAAGCCGCAGCCGAACUUGGUUUACCAGCAGGCAUCGCUGUUGGCAGCGGCGUGAUCGAUGCCUAUGCUGGCUGGAUCGGUACGGUCGGCGCCAAGAUUACUGCUACCGAAGACCACCUAGACACUGAAGUACCCAGGAACGACCAGUCUCAGGCCUUCAGCCGCCUCGCAGCAGUUGCAGGUACCUCUACCUGUCACCUCGUCAUGUCGCCUGAACCUGUCUUCGUGCCCGGCGUCUGGGGCCCUUAUCGCGAUUCCAUUAUUCCCAACUUUUGGAUGGCCGAGGGUGGCCAAUCAGCCACAGGCGAACUCCUCAAGCACGUUCUUGAAACCCAUCCGGCCUACCACACUGCCAUGUCCGGUGCCGAAUCAUACAAUACCAAUAUCUAUGACUUCCUGAACGAACAUCUUCGCGACAUGAAAGCCGCUCGAGGCGACCGCAGUAUCGCCCAUCUCGGAAAGCACUUCUUUCUGUACGGUGACCUCUUUGGCAACCGCUCGCCAAUCGCCGACCCCACGAUGUCCGGCUCCGUUGUUGGUCUCUCAAGCGACAAGAGUCUCGAUGGCCUGGCACUUUAUUACUACGGCACUAUGGAAUUCAUCGCUUUGCAGACUCUGCAGAUUGUCACCACGAUGAAUAAAGCAGGACAUAACAUCAACUCUAUUUUCAUGUCUGGCUCGCAAUGCCAAAAUGACAUCCUCAUGUCCCUCAUCGCCACUGCCUGCGACAUGCCCGUGCUCAUUCCACGCUAUGUGCAUGCGGCAGUAUGCCAUGGAGCGGCCAUGCUGGGUGCAAAGGCUGCAUCGGCAGACAAUACCGGCAAGACCGAAGAUUUGUGGAGCAUUAUGGACCGGAUGAGCAAGCCCGGAAAGAUGGUUAAGCCUACGGGAACUAAAGGCGUGAAGGCGCUGUUGGACGUCAAGUACAAAGUAUUCCUGGAGAUGUGCGAGCGACAACGUGUAUUCCGGAGCAUGGUGGAUGAGGUGGCGGACAAGGAGUAG